CGACGAAGUGCUUCCCGAGGGGGUUCUAGACGGCCGAACAAAUAUUCGCGAGAUGGCGUCCGAGGCUCUCAUUUUGGAGAUGCUGGCCAAUCCACCGGAUAUCAAUGAACCUCAACCGUUGUCGAACCGUAAGGCGACGAUUUUUGGAACUACAGUAGGCUUUUUGGCGGUCACUUGGAUGGCAGUUGCUCUACGACUCUACACUCGAGUUCGGAUCGUUCGUGAAGCCGGUUGGGACGAUUUUCUAGUUACGGUGGCAUCGGUAUGCAACACAGCAGCAACCGUAUGUGUCCUGCUUUCCAUAGAAUACGGGCUUGGGCGGCACUUUCUUUACCUUCCCCUGGAGACGAUGAGCAAGUAUCUCAAAAUCUACUACAUUGAAAGUGCCAUCUACGUUAGCAACACCACCAUCAUCAAAGCCUCCCUCCUCGUUCAAUACCUUCGCAUCUUCAAAGCUGGAACAAUGCGCUGGGUAUGCGUCUCCCUUCUCGUCAUCAUCAGCAUCUGGGGCCUCACAUACGGCUUCAUGGCCUGGGUGCCAUGCUUUCCUGUGAGCGGCUACUGGAAUCGCAAGCUAAAUCCGAAGUGCUAUGCAUAUGGAUUUGAGUCAAAAGCAACAUUUAUUGCGACGUAUGAGACGCAUACCGCGUUGAAUAUGGCUUUUGAUAUAGCUGUGUUUUUAACACCGAUGGUCUUGUUCCAGCAGCAAGGUAUGCGAAGGAAGAGCAUUCUUGCCUUAGCAGGGCUAUUCUUGUUUGGGGCUGUCGUCGUCUUUACAUCAGUAUGGCGUCUCUACACCAUUAUUGUUAACAAGGCCGCCACCCACCCCUACAUCGACUUUACAUGGUGGACACCCGUCAGCGUCAUCCUCUCGUGUCUCGAAAUCGACCUCGCUAUCAUUUGCGCCAGCAUGCCCAUCUUCUGGCCCGUUCUCGAGAAAUCGUUUUCCCAUAUUUUUGUCACCCACGAAGUCCACAUUACCGAACAUCGACGACUCAAUGAAACUGGGCUGGAGUACGAGCUUGACCACGCCGAGAGUAGGAGUGAGCGGGCGGGAAGUUUGAAGAGUACUAGUGCAGUCGAUCCGUUCAAAUAUUACACAGAUCAGUAUGUGAUUAAGCAGGUUGAUCCGCUAGCACAGGGGAAUAUAGGUGUGGAGACGAAUGUGCAGACUGAGCCGAAACCGAAGUGGAGAAUUUAG
Lindgomyces ingoldianus is the source of this 1201-nucleotide messenger RNA. RefSeq lists its product as uncharacterized. NCBI's taxonomy places the organism in Eukaryota, Fungi, Ascomycota, Dothideomycetes, Pleosporales, Lindgomycetaceae. The transcript has 5 exons. Bases 53 to 1201 code for a protein of 382 amino acids. The record is from RefSeq and is a predicted model, not a curated record.